Molecule: messenger RNA, 1273 nt
Organism: Saimiri boliviensis boliviensis (Bolivian squirrel monkey)
Lineage: Eukaryota; Metazoa; Chordata; Mammalia; Primates; Cebidae
Gene: SSU72
Product: SSU72 homolog, RNA polymerase II CTD phosphatase
Biological process (GO): mRNA processing
Cellular component (GO): nucleus
Molecular function (GO): phosphoprotein phosphatase activity
Source: RefSeq, a predicted model, not a curated record
CACUCCGCGCCGGCGCGGGGCGCCGGGACGCUCGGCCGCGCCCUCCGGAGUGCGGGUCUCUGCUGCGGACGCCGGGGGCCGGCGCGCCCUGGGCCGCCCCCGGCCUCGCCGAGUGUAGCGCGCCCGCAGGCCGGCGCCUGCCCGCAGUCCGCGGCCCGGCGCUCGGGCUGGGCGGGGAGGCCGCCGCGCAGACGCCGCACGCUACGCCGCCGGCACCGCCGCUUCCGCGUCGCAGGCUUCCGGCCGCCGCGGCCGCCAUUUUGCUCGCGCGGAAGCGCCGCGGUGGGGUGGGAGCCCGAGCGGGACCCCGCGGGCUGUGCGGCCUCCGCCAUGCCGUCGUCCCCGCUGCGGGUGGCGGUGGUGUGCUCGAGCAACCAGAACCGGAGCAUGGAGGCGCACAACAUCCUCAGCAAACGGGGAUUCAGUGUCCGAUCCUUUGGAACAGGGACUCACGUGAAGCUUCCAGGACCAGCUCCGGACAAGCCCAAUGUUUAUGAUUUCAAAACCACAUAUGACCAGAUGUACAAUGACCUUCUUAGGAAAGACAAAGAACUCUAUACGCAAAAUGGCAUUUUGCACAUGCUGGACAGAAAUAAGAGAAUCAAGCCCCGGCCGGAAAGGUUCCAGAACUGCAAAGACCUGUUUGAUCUGAUCCUCACUUGUGAAGAGAGAGUGUACGACCAGGUAGUGGAAGAUCUGAAUUCCAGAGAACAGGAGACCUGCCAGCCAGUGCACGUGGUCAACGUGGACAUCCAGGACAACCAUGAGGAGGCCACCCUGGGAGCAUUUCUCAUCUGUGAGCUCUGCCAGUGUAUCCAACACACCGAGGACAUGGAGAACGAGAUUGACGAGCUGCUGCAGGAGUUCGAGGAGAAGAGCGGCCGCACCUUCCUGCACACCGUCUGCUUCUACUGAGCCCGGGCCCGGCCGCCCGCUCCAGCUUCCUUUUGUUCAUACUUUUUCCUUCCUGACGUUUGUUUUUACUUACAGGUGUUCUGCUGGUGACGGUAGCAUUACCCAAAUAAACCGUGCAUAUGACACGGGAGGAGAUGUCUAAAUGCCACAUUAAAGCAAUCAAGUUUUUUCCUUCCCACUUUUACUUACAAACGGGAUAUUGAUUAUAGUUUUUUCCUUUAACCGAAAAGACAAGACAGCGGUUGGUUUUGUGUUCACUCCCCCGCCCCAGUGUCCCCGUGCGCUUGCUCCCUCCUCCCUUCCCACCAACGAGGUGUUCGAUGACCUGGAAUUGUCCAAUAAAUAGAUGCUGCUGUCA